Molecule: messenger RNA, 618 nt
Organism: Beta vulgaris subsp. vulgaris (sugar beet)
Lineage: Eukaryota; Viridiplantae; Streptophyta; Magnoliopsida; Caryophyllales; Amaranthaceae
Exons: 1
Coding region: 1-618 (205 amino acids)
Source: RefSeq, a predicted model, not a curated record
AUGCCGACACGUAAAUACGAUGGCAAGACCGAUCUAGAGGAUCAUAUAUCGGCUUAUGAGGGACACAUGCUGCUAUAUAAUGACAUCGACUCGGUAUGGUGCAAAGUGUUGCCUUCUACACUAUUCGGCAUCGGCCAAACAUGGUUCAAAAGCAUACCGCCGGCAACCGUCUUUGACUUCCGUCAACUCACGUCCAUGUUUGUCACCCACUUUGUCAGUAACAAACGCAGGGAGAAAACUAUAGGCAAGUUGAUGCCCAUCAAGCAAGGAGACUCUGAAAGCUUGAGGGAUUAUGUAGGAUGUUUCAAUGCCGAAGCCGUUACCAUCCCCAGUCUGCAACUGGAGAUAGCGGUCUUGGCUCUAGUAAUAGGCCUGAGACAAGGGACCGCCUUCAGAAGUUAUCUGGGCCGUAAACAGCUGACCAACCUAACAGAAGCCCUUGGGAAGGCAAACGACUUCAUCCGAGGAGAAGAAUUUGAUAAGGUGGCAGCUAGUAAAAGGUCGGCUGGAGAUGGAAAAGAAAAAGAGAAAGAUCGCCGGGAGGACAAGUACCGGAAAGAUAAAAAGCCAGAAAGCUCCAGCAGGAGGGAGGAAAGUAAUUCGGUAAAGAAGGGUUAG